This is a messenger RNA of Coccomyxa subellipsoidea C-169, 465 nucleotides long. RefSeq lists its product as hypothetical. Gene Ontology annotation, molecular function: hydrolase activity, hydrolyzing O-glycosyl compounds. Bases 1 to 465 code for a protein of 154 amino acids. The record is from RefSeq and is a predicted model, not a curated record. The transcript is spliced from 5 exons. Lineage: Eukaryota; Viridiplantae; Chlorophyta; Trebouxiophyceae; Coccomyxaceae.
AUGGGAAGAGUCGAAAGCCUGUCCAUUAACGCGAAGCAGGCAGGACUGGAUCACAGAAGGUCCCUGAACCAAGUACCAGCUCCCACAGACAACAGCAGCAUAGCGGCUGCAGACGCAUACUUUGUCAGUGUGUCAGCCGACCGCAAUUUUGCGCUCGGCUGCCAGAAAUACUUUAUUGCCGGAUGGAACACGUGGGAGCUGAUGGAAGCUGCAGCUGGAGCGCCUGUGCUGUAUGGAGCAUCGCUACCACUGGGCGUUACCGGGCCACAGCUCAUCCGGGGUCUCAUGGACAAGGCGGUGGGGUAUGGCCUCAAUGUGAUGCGCGCGUGGGCACACUCUGUCUCCGACGGGUACGCGCUGCAGACGGCGCCCAGCCAGUUCAACGAGGCCAUCUUCAGGGGACUGGACUAUGCUCUUGACCAGGCGCGCCGCAGAGGCCUCAAGGCACGCCCCCUCCUUUGUUGA